AUUAUUAUCUCAUCAUAAUCUAGCAGUCAACCAAUGAAUACCAAAGAAGAACAAAGCAAAAGUUGACAAUAUCAUGGAAAAAAAAAACAUUUCUGCUAAAAUUCCAAGCACCAAGUCAAAGCAAUUAUGGUGGCAUUUAUCAAUCUGCUAGCGUUGACAUAAGCGAAGCGAACUGCGAACUGUAUGAUUAAUUUUAAAUGUUCUAAAACAAUUUGCAAUGUUUUUAGGAACAAAGUCAACGUGAUCUCUCAGAGUCUUUCUUUAUUUAUUUUCAGAAUUAUUGGAGAAGAGAGGAAAACGGAGGAGAGAAGAAGAAGGGGGCGAAGAAAACAGAGCGAGGUUCAUGGAAUCGAGUGGUCGCGGUUCUCCUCGCUUCGCCGCCAGCAGCUGCUGCGUCGGAGUGAGCAGUGGAGGAGUCAGGCCGAGAUUCAUGGACGACGGCGGCUGCCCGACCACCUUCGUCCAGGCCGACGCCGAUUCCUUCAAGCGGGUCGUCCAGAAGCUCACCGGCCACGGCAUGGCGGCACCGCCGGGUCCCAAGAAGCAAACUUUCAAGCUCUACGAGCGCCGCGGCGGCCUCAAGACCUUCAAGGCGAUCCGACCGCCGGCGCCCUCGAUUCCGGCGACCCUGUCGCCGAGCGUGCUGGACUUCCCCUCGCUGGCGCUGGCGAGCCCGAUCACGCCGCUGGUACCGGACCCCUUCGACCGCGCCGCGGCGGCGGCGGUUGCCGAGGAGGAGCGAGCCAUCGCGGAGAAGGGAUUCUACCUGCACCCGCCGCCGAGGAGCGCGGUGGAACCGCCGAGGCUUCUGUCGCUGUUCCCCGUCACCUCUCCGACGACGCCGUCCGCCAGUUCUUCACCUUGAUGUUUUGGCAGAGAAUUAUAGAUUUGAUUUUCAGUUGUGAUGCCUGUGCCCGACGGAGAUGGAGAUGCUGGAAUAUUCCGGCGGCCGGAGAGUUGUCUGUUUCAUGUGUCAAAUUGGAGCUCCUUUUCUCCGGUCGCUAUGUUCUUGCUUAAUCUCUCCACAAUCCAAAUCCUCAUUAAUUUUGACCAAAAUCCAUGCAAAAUUACAGUUCCAUCUUAUUAUUCAAAUUUGUUUAAUAAGAUAUUCGAGCAAAAUGUUAUUUAAAU
Molecule: messenger RNA, 1131 nt
Organism: Zingiber officinale
Lineage: Eukaryota; Viridiplantae; Streptophyta; Magnoliopsida; Zingiberales; Zingiberaceae
Product: VQ motif-containing protein 4-like
Exons: 1
Coding region: 344-865 (173 amino acids)
Source: RefSeq, a predicted model, not a curated record